Messenger RNA from Paralichthys olivaceus (Japanese flounder), 3807 nucleotides. The record is from RefSeq and is a predicted model, not a curated record. Lineage: Eukaryota; Metazoa; Chordata; Actinopteri; Pleuronectiformes; Paralichthyidae.
AAAUACUCUGAAACGUACUAGCAUAAUAGAUGAUUAUAAUAUUAAAUAUACAAUAUAUGAAAAAGCACGACUGCUGAGUCUCCACUAGCACACAAACAAAACACUUCUGUAUUAUUGUAUAUGACUUUAUGGUGCUGACUGUGAACACUGAAAACUCGAGUCACAGCGCACACAACAGCAUACCAGCACUUCCGGUGAUUAAAUUCAAAAUAAACAUCUCAACACGGAAGUCAUCAACUGAGUGAUGAAUCGACCUGGUGCCAGCGCCUCCAACAAGCGCACAUUUGAACCUGCUUCUUGUGGCGUGGUUGUGGAUUUGGUCUUUGUUCGCAUUAAAUCGAGCAGCGGACACGAAGCUCGGUGUGAACGGUUCAGCUGAAGAUUGAGACACAAUGGCGGAACCUGCUGGCCAAUCUUUGGUACUGCUGGCCAAUCUUCGGGACUGUAAGCGCUCCUCAUAAAGGGACGAGGGGAAUGGCUGCUCCUGCAGUGACACGCGGAUGCGCAGAGGAUCCGCCAGUAAAGAGAGCCACUGCUCUCACAACCCCUCUGCCAGCGUGACACGCGCCUGACGUCACGAGGCGUCGUCCUCCUCCUCCUCCUCCGUGGUGGUCACGUGACCUUUGGAGCGUACCAUAACCGCUGGAACGGAGGAUCUUGUUCGGAGCGUUCCCCGGCCUGCUGAACCGAACAUCAUGGACUUCAACGUGAAGAAGCUGGCCUCCGGAGCCGGGCUGUUUUUCACACGAGCUGUUCAGUUCACAGAGGAGAAGCUGGGCCAGGCGGAGAAAACCGAGCUGGACGCUCAUUUUGAAAACCUGAUGAGCCGUGCAGACUGCACCAAAAACUGGACGGAGAAAAUCUACAGACAGACUGAGGUCCUGCUGCAGCCCAACCCAAUUGAUCACACUGGUGCCAGAAUUGAAGAGUUUCUCUAUGAAAAGUUGGACAGGAAGGCACCAUCAAGAAUUACUAAUGGAGAGCUGCUGGGUCAAUAUAUGCAGGAUGCAGCAAGGGAAUUUGGUCCAGGAACUCCAUAUGGGAGCACUUUAACGACGGUGGGGGAAUGUGAGAGAAGAUUGGGAGCGGCAGAGAGGGAUUUCCUCCAGACAUCAACUAUUAGCUUUCUCUCUCCCCUCAGGAACUUUCUGGAAGGCGAUUGGAAGACCAUUUCAAAAGAAAGACGUCUUCUGGAAAAUCUGCGUCUGGACCUGGAUGCUUGUAAAGCACGUCUGAAGAAGGCCAAAUUGGCUGAGGCUAAAGCUGCGUGCGAGGGAGAAAUGGCUCCAGAUUUUCAAGAAACCAGACCCCGCAACUAUGUUCUUUCUGCCAGUGCCUCUGCGCUAUGGAGUGAGGAAGUGGAAAAAGCCGAGCAUGAACUCAGAGUGGCGCAAACAGAGUUUGACCGCCAAGCAGAAGUUACACGGCUGCUUUUGGAGGGCAUCAGUAGUACACAUGUGAAUCACCUGCGCUGUCUGCAUGAGUUUGUGGAGGCCCAAGCAGCUUUCUAUAAGCAGUGUCAUUUCCACAUGCAAGAACUACAGAAAGAGUUGGGAAGUUCAGAUGAAGAUGUGCUUCCCAAUGCUUUUGCACUGAACUCCACUCAAUCCAUGGUUGCUGCUGGCACUGCAGUAGAAGACAUCAGCAGCCCUGUAGAGAAAGAUACACUGAAGAUUGAAGAAGUACAGGCACCAGCUACAGGAACCCGCAAGGCUAAAGUACUUUAUGAUUACGAUGCUGCUGAUUCCAGUGAACUCUCCCUUCUAGCGGAUGAGCUCAUCACAGUUUACACAGUGCCGGGAAUGGACUCUGACUGGCUGAUUGGAGAGAGAGGAAACCAGAAAGGAAAAGUGCCUGUCACAUACUUGGAGCUUCUCAGCUAAAGAAAAACACACACACAUACACUCAUACACACAGUACACACACACACACACGUAAGUGUGAGUGGGUACUACUAAAGCCAUGAGUAUAUUUAAUUCACUUUCAUUAGUUUCUCACACAGUUGUUAACUUCUAUAGCACUCCUCCAGAUAGUAUAAGCAAAACUUAAGUUAAACACACACACACUCUUCCAUGUGCGUUUCAGAGAGUAAUGAAGUAUAUUCACUCCGACAGAUAAUGGAGACGCUGUUACAGUGAGUACAGGAAAAUCCCCCUGGGGGAUGGCUAACAUUCCUUGUUUGUUUGGUAGUUUAUUAUGACAAUGUUUUUUCCUAUUUAUUUCCUAUUUAUUGUUGUGCAUCCCAAAGGGUUCAAGUGGACUGUUCUAUGUUAGGAUGAAGUUGAGCUGUGACAAACUGUGACUGACAAAUAUCAUGAGAGGGAUUUUCAACCAAAUUCUAUUGUUGAUUUGUUUUUUAAGUGUCUUUUUUUGUCUCUUAAAUCUGCCUUUUUUCAUGAAUUCAGUGCUGAACAGUGAUGGGAACAAGUUCAAGACUUGUGACGCCUCCAAAAUUUGGAUCCACCAUAAUGGCUAGAACUUCUUUGUAUAAUUUCUGUUUAUUGUGUGUCAGGGAUAGAAGUGUGAGGUUGAUAGGAUCCGACUCUAAAUUAUGACAUCUUUGAGGACUUUAAUAAACCAAACAUGCAAUAAAAACUCCUCCCUGAUGACAAGUCUUAUUGUUAAUUUCGUCUCUGCAUGACAGACGCUCCUCAUUGAAGAAGUGAAAACAGUUGGUUUAACAGACAAGUAUGAACAUCAUCCAUGCAACUUUGUUGUUCAUUUUAAAUUCACGGAUAAGAAAGCUUCUGUUCUUUAACUUAAUAAUACCACAUGCACAGACUUAAAUCUCUCAUGUUGAAUCUUUUUUUAAUCCUUGAUGAAAGCAUUAGAUAUGACAAACUUUAACUUAACGUUACUGUUACCUAACUGUCAAAACAAUAACUGCAACAGCAAAUAAAGUUUUUCACAGAAUGGUUACCAUCCUUGACUUUUGGGAGGCAGAUUUGCCUUAACUGCUUUGAAAUGAAUGUAACUCUGCAUUAUUUUAUGUGACAAUACCAUUUUGUGGACAGUCAUUGAUUUUUGCUUCCCACAGCACUGAAGAUGUCUCUUAUACAAUAUGAAAACCUGUGCAGCAAGUUGUCAUGAACACUCCCAUCCUAGCUGCCUUAAGAGGAUGGGAAACACUGCUAAGGCCAUCUGCUGCAAACCAGAGAAUGUGCCCUUCAAAACAAUAAUGUCCAGAGACUUGAUGUACACCACAUACCGCAUGCAAGAGUCUUUUACUCUUCUAAUCAUGUGUUUGUGUGAUUUUUGGUUUGCCCUUAAGGGGUUUGGGGAUUUACAGUGUUCCUGUUUGUUGCUCUUAUGUCUGUUAAUAAGUGUCUUCAGUCUUAGUGCUGCAUGUGCUACAGCUAGUAGACUGUUCUGCUGGAAAUGUACAUGUGUAAACAACAAUAUGAUUUAGCUACUUCUGCUAAUGUGAGAUCUGGAACACCCAGGAUGUUUGCACUAAAACCAAUAUGCAUGCAAGCAAAUCAGGCCUCAGGAGCUUUUGUGAAAUGAGCACAGUAAUAUGAAGUGCAAGCAUCUGCUACCAGAGAGGUGAAAAUAACCAAAACCACGGCAGUCAGUGAGACGAAUGGGGAGAAUGGGGUCUAACGAUUCUUGUAGGUGGAGGAAUGGAUUCCUCAUCAUGUAUCCUGCUCUCUACUCUUUGCCCAGUCCACAGUUUUCUUUUCGAAAUGUUUUACUACUGCUGUUGUGAUUCUGUUGUAUCUCAUUUUGUUUUUUGUUUUUCCAAAAUAUGUAUUGCCUGUUCCUUUACCCUGAAUGAAUGGAAUGUGUAGAGUUUAAUAAAAAAAA